AUGUCAUUAUUCCAAAUUAUUGUAAUUGCUUAUCUGAUAAAAAUAUUCAAUAUUGCUCUGUGUUAUAUGCUGGUGCACCCAGUUAAACAUCAUUUCUUUUAUUUUGCAUAUGGCAGUAAUUUGUUAAAAAGGAGAAUUCGAAUCAAUAACCCAAAGGCCGAAUUUGUAGGCGUUGGACGCCUUGAUAAUUUCAGGCUUGAUUUCGUACAUCAUUACAAUUUAUGGGGAGGAUCUGUGGCUACUAUAGUGCCAAACUUAAAAGAACAUGUAUGGGGAGCAGUUUGGAAAAUGCAAUGUGAGGAAAUGCCGUCUCUCGACAAACAAGAAGGUGUUGACCUUCAACAAUAUGUACCAAAGCAAGUCUACAUAAAAUAUAGAGAUGGCAAACAAGCGAAAUGUCGAACUUAUCAACAUACCAGUUUCCCACCCGAUGUUUGUUCUUUAUCAUCCCUUCCGGCACACAGAAGACCGUCGAUAACAUAUAAACAAUGCAUUGUUCAUGGUGCCUAUGAAUGCAAUAUACCAAAAGACUAUAUCAGAAAAUUGGAAAGAAUCCCCACGAACGGUCAAUUAGCUAGUCAAACUCUCAGAAAGUAUUUGAGAUUAUAA
Molecule: messenger RNA, 609 nt
Organism: Spodoptera litura
Lineage: Eukaryota; Metazoa; Arthropoda; Insecta; Lepidoptera; Noctuidae
Product: gamma-glutamylcyclotransferase-like
Molecular function (GO): gamma-glutamylcyclotransferase activity
Source: RefSeq, a predicted model, not a curated record